Molecule: messenger RNA, 1009 nt
Organism: Frankliniella occidentalis (western flower thrips)
Lineage: Eukaryota; Metazoa; Arthropoda; Insecta; Thysanoptera; Thripidae
Gene: BCL7-like
Product: B-cell CLL/lymphoma 7 protein family member B
Exons: 4
Coding region: 143-550 (135 amino acids)
Source: RefSeq, a predicted model, not a curated record
UACCGGGCGGCCAUAUUUGCUGUCAUUUCAUAAACAGUCCUGAAGAAUUCGCUUCGGGCUUUGUAUUUUACAUAUAUUUGCUUAUUUGCCUUAUUUUCGCGAGUGAAGGGCGUGUUUUAUAAAUCGAGUGUGCUUAAAAAUCAUGAUGUCAAGAUCUGUGCGUGCUGAAACGAGAAGCCGAGCCAAAGAUGACAUCAAAAGAGUCAUGCAAGUCGUGGAUAAGGUUAGGCAUUGGGAGAAGAAGUGGGUUACUAUUGGAGAUACUACUAUGAAAAUCUAUAAAUGGGUACCAGUGAUAACAUUGGACCAGAAAAAGAAAACUGUCAGUCACAGUAACAAAGAAAAUAACCCUUCGAAACGUCCUGCCGUUGACUCUUCCAAUUCCAACUCUAACUUUGGUUUAGCUGAGGACUCCAACACAUCCUUCUCAAUGGUCAGUGACUCACAAGGUCCUACGGAUUUUACUGCACAGCUCGGGUUUUCAGAGGACUCAAAUUCUCAAAGCAGUGAACCUGGAUCAAAGCGCUUGAAAACUGAUAAUUCUUCUUAGUGCUAGAUUAUAUGCUUUCCAUUUUCAUUACAAUGUGGUGUUACAUGGUUGGAAUAUUAUUUAUAAAUUCCUUUGGUACAAAUUCCACUUUUUAAAGAAGGAAUUUCAAGAAUAUUAUAAAAUUGUAUAUAGUGUUUAUUUUUUCUCUUAAGUUAUUUGUAAUAACCUGUAAAAAAAAAUGCGGGCAAGAGAAUGUAAAUUUUAUGUAGAGAAUAGUGCAUGCGCGUGAUUGUGAAAAUGUAAUGCUCGAUUUAUAACUUACCAUUUCUAUAUGUAUAUGAGACCCUUACAGUAAUUGUAUAUAAUGUAGAUCUCCAUCCUAUAGUGUUUUGUAUUGCAAGUGAAUUAAUCUUCACUUUUCUACUGUCUUUUUUAAACAGUUUGAAUUGACAAGUAAUCUGUCUUGCACAGUUUACUCAAGUAUUUGGUUUUAAUUUCAUUAUAUCUAAUAUGAAAUUA